AGCUCAGUCGUGUUCUGCCACAAUCCCAAGAAACUUGGUCCCCUCUUAACGAGAGAUUACGACGUUUUUUGUUAUUUAUAGCGGUCAUUUCAUCUCAUCGUCAUAAGUGUGGAAUGUAGCUGGAAGAGGGAUAAUUGCCUACCUGCUGGAUAUAUGGACAUACAUACGCAGAUAUACUGCACAUGGUGGUGACUUUACAGUGGUGGCAGUAAAAUAGGAUACAUACACUUGAGCAGUUGUUUGUGAAGAAGGGACUUAUGGAGGAAAGUCUUCUAUCUGCGGAUUAGAUUAUUACACGAAUAUUACGUGCGCCUACCUGAGUCUGAGACAACCCUUCUCGGCUUUUUGUGUCUCAAGUGCUGUAUGCAUAGCGCUAUUCCACGCAUGUAUCUGCCCAUUGUGCUUUUGUGUGGGUAGCAUGUAGUUAAUAUUCGUAUAAGGAUCCAUGCCAUGUCUUGAACCGACGAGUUAAGAAUACCCUCCGUCUCUGGAGUCCUUAAUAAUGUAAUAUUACGACUCGACUCACCUGUUGCAGUAGGAUCACAGCAUAAAGAAAUACCGGCUAUUGUAUGUGUGCACAAGAAAAGAGGGCACGGAUGCUGAUACACUCUCUCUAUUUCUACUUCUUCUACGGUUUCACUUAAUGGCUACUUAAGAAAAUAAAUACAGUAUUUAUUCUGGACUCGGCUGGACAAGUGAAAGUUUGUGUCCUCGAGGCUAACCAAACAAUUGCACCAUAAUCGCCUGCUCGACUAGGUGCGAAGACCAUGAACGAGUAAUAGAAAAUAUUUGGAAUAUUGGGAGAAGAUAAUUGUGACAAUUCUAGCGACUAUUAAUUGCAAUCCACAAUUUAAAAUCAUGGAUAUGGGUAGAAUUUCUAGGGUCUCAGACUCCCCUGUACGAAAGAGACUGAUUUCGAAAUUUAGUGGGACAAGAAAGUCCCACAAUUCAAUCUUCAGUUAUACUAACAUUGGUGUUUUAAUUUGUGUAUAUAUAAUUUGUGCGGGUGACCUGUGUCAUUCUGUGGUGGGUCAAGAAGCCACUUUGACAAGCGACACUAGUGACCAUUUUAAUAAGUCCACCGCAUGUGUUUGUGGUGUCGAUCGAGUGCCAUGCGCGAAAAGUCUCACCUCUUCGGAUUGUCCAAAUGGACGUGUUAUAUCCAGGAGAGAUUGUCCUUGUUGCUUCGUAUGUGCCAAACAGCUCACGGAUGAAUGUAACAAUGAGGAACUGCUCUGUGAUGCGGAUUAUGGCCUAGAAUGUGGGUCAGAUAAGCAUUGCAAAGCAAAAACUCAAUGCAGUGAUGACACCAGCUGCCUAAAUGACCAAAUGUGCGUCGGAGGAGCUUGUGCGGAUGCUUGUAAGGUGUUGCCCGAUGUGUGCAAGGAAACAAACAUGACGAACGGAAUUUGUGUCGCGAGAAACCAUCGAGCCCUUUGUACGUGUUCGCCUGGAACAACUUUGAAUUCGGAAAAGGUGUGCAGUGCAGCGGAAGCAGAAGUAAUUGAAGGUAAAAAAUGUGAGAUUGAAACUCGCCAAAUCAACUCUGGAGAAACCACAUUCACUCACAAAUGCCAAAAAUCUUGCAAAUGUGAAACAUCCGGUGAACUUUCCUGUCAAGACUCUCCAACGACCCCAGUCUGCCAAAAGGAUUUUAUUCCCAUGUCCAACAUCACCGGAGAAAUGAGCGAUGCAUGCAAAAUCCUGAUUGGAAACGACGCCCUAUUUGAUGGGUGUUGUGUUCCACAACAAUGCCAAGUUAUCAAACCCCAAGAUCAUACCCACCACUCCACUGUCGGCGACGAUGUCAAAGGGGGCCGCGACUUUAAGCUGACAGAGUCGCACAACAAUUUGGGUGAAGAUGAUAAGUCAAAAUUAAAGAUUGAGUCGACAAAGGAUGGAGGAGAUGGAUCGAGCAGCAGCUCUUCGUCCGCUGCUUUUCUCAACAAUGAGUUAUUGAAAACGGAAACCAAAGAAGCGGACGGGCCAGGAAGCAUGCAAGUCACGGUGCUGAAACGGAGCGACCAUUCAGCCGUGAUUAAGUUGCCCAAGAACGACAAGGAGGCAAUUCUCUCGAUCGCUUUGUCGAACGAACUUGCACAGAGGCCAGGAAGCGAUGGGGUGUGGAAAGAACACAGGAUUCCCCCCGGUCUUCCACAAAUCACCCUCUCAACCCUCCUGCCCAACACUUCCUACACCCUCAAAUACGCCGUGGACGCGAAGGAGUACCCGUCCGUCCAAUUUAUUACGGAUGCAAGUCCUCAAAAUCCAUCGUCAUCAACGGAAAAUACCUCAAAUGAAUCAUCCGAAUUAUCAGCUGAAACGGAAAUGGACGCUGCCCACCCCACUUCAAGUAGUUCCACUGAGCAGGAAGUGGCGGCCGCUCCAACAAUCAUCCCAGUAUCAGCAGUGGGUGUAACUGAAAUUGAGACAACAGUUCACCCCGUGUCUUCCGUUGGUUGUCUGUACAAUGGAACGUCUUAUGAACUUGGAGAAAUUUUUCACAUUGGGUGUGACGAACGUUGCGAAUGUCUGAAAAAUGGUGAAGUCAAAUGCAUGGAACGGUGCAGUAUCCCACUUUUCAAAAAAGGAGCUUUCUCUCACGAUAAAAUGUGCUUCGAGGAACCAUCCGGAGUUGAUGAUUGUUGUGUUCUAAUCGCUUGUGCAAGAGCUCAUCCACACGGUCGAACGGAGGAAUCAGGACGUGAAAUUGUGGCAAUAAUUCCGCAACCCUGCGACUCUGUUAAAUGUGGACCUAACGCUCAUUGUCUGGGCCCUGCGACCGGACUUCUCUCUGAUGAAGAACAACAAACAAAUCAAACUCUUUGUGUUUGUAAUGAGGGACAAAUUGGAGAUCCAUACGACGAAGUCCAUGGGUGCCAGUCGGGCGUGACUCCCACAAGUGCAACUGAGGUUUCUUCUUCAUCUACAUCCACAUCUCUUCCAACGACGCCAACGUCCACCUCAACCCAGAAGGUGGAUGGUUGUGUAUUCAAAAAUAAGACAUAUACAUAUGGAGAAGAGCAUUUUGACGAUUGCAGCUACAAAUGCAGAUGUGAAACCUCGGGAGAAUUUCUUUGUGUGCCAAGGUGCAAUUACCGGAGAGACGAGGAAAAGGAAAUUCCGCUGGGAUGCGAAAUAAAAAAGGACCCCUCGGACUUGGAGUGUUGCGAAAUGCUGGUGUGCCAGGGGGAACCCUUACAGUCUGGAAGUAGAAAAGAUAGCCCCACUGUUCCAACAGAUGGAUGCCUCUACAAAAACACUACUUACGCCAAGGAUGAGAAAUUUUAUGAUGGAUGUAUCCAGCAGUGCAUGUGUUUCAGCAAUGGGGAUGUUACCUGUCAGCCGAGAUGCCCACCAGCAGCAACUAACUCGAGUGGGGAUGAUUGCGUGACACUGCCAGAUCCGAGUGACAAAUGCUGCAUGGUCACAGUAUGUGGCAAUUCAACCCUAAGCGAUGUCAUGAAAGAUGCCACCACCACUGCAGCUACACUAAUGGAUUAUUCCACUACAAUUGUUCCAGCACAAGGCGAAGGUAGAUCGUCAGUCUCAGAGGCCCCCACCGUCAGACCUUCGUAUUCCCUUCGAAUAUCUCUCAUUCAUCCGUUGAAUGAGUCCACCAUCAUGGUAGCUGUUCGAAUAAGCGAUGCGGAAUUGAGUGUAUUAGCCGAUGAAUCCAUCACCAUUCAGUACAGCACUGAUACAAAGCUAUGGAAAAAUGUAACUUCUAAAGUCAAGGAUGCCAUUAAAACAGCUCGUUCAGAGAUCACUCUACCAGUUUCCAACCUUGAUCGAAACACAGAAUACCAUUUCAAGGCAAAUAUUGGAAAUGUUGAGAGCAAUAUUGCGGCAGGAUUUACGAAAUUUGACGACUCAUUGGGAAGUUUGGAAGAUGGUGAAUUUCUGAGUUCUGAAUUUGGAGAAAGUCCAGAAGAGAUGGACGCUACAACGGAAGAUGACCCUGCUAGUAUUACACCUGCUGAGAAGCUCCCUUGUAUGCAUAAAGAUAAAAGCUAUGCGUUUGGCGAAGAAUUUUUUGAUACAUGCGAAGCCUACUGCACUUGUCAACGUGGAGGAAAAAUGAAAUGUGUCGAAAUUGAUUGUCCCGUGGAUGGUUUGGAUUUAUUGGAUGAUUCGUGCGUUAAAUGGGAACCAGAUCCAAAGUUCAAGAAGGAACCUCCAAAUUGUUGCUCUCAAAUGCGUUGUGUGCAGCAUUCCAGUUGCAUGGUCGAAGGUGGGAUCAUGAUUAGGAAUUUUGACGAGAUCCCGCAAAAGAUAACCGGGUGUGAUAAGCGGUGCUAUUGCGAAUUUGGUAACGUGACCUGUCAAAGCCUCUGCCCCGUCAUGACCGACCAACCACCUGCGAAUCUGCCUUGCCCAAAGCAAUUUGCUGCUGUUAUGACUAUGCCCGAAAAUGAGUGUUGUUACCAAUGGUCCUGCAGAAUGCCACAAAUUCCUCAACAUCACCUUCACAAUUUGAGCGAAUUAAACGGAUCCAAAAAUGCAUUGGUACCUUCGUCUGAAACGCUUAAUAAGACAGCCGCUGUUCCACCCACCCCAAUACGACACGACGCUAAUGCUAACACCACACAACUUAAUAACGGCCCUACAGCACCCAAUUUCCCAUUGCAUCCACCACCAAACCUCCCUUCACAGCACGACCCCCACCAGCGUCCUUCCACUGCUGGCAACCAACCCACGCUUGUUCACCUGGACAAAAUUAACCCACACCAGAUCCAAGAGUUACUUCAUCACUUGGCAACUCUCGGAGAGGAUGGCGGGCUUCCAUCGGACCAGAUUCAUGGGGGAGGAGUGGACCGUGAGCCACAGCCACCCCCACCGUCGUCCAACACUGGCACAUUUGUUCAAGUUCAAACUGCUCACCAAGUGAGAGAGCUGGAGAAGGAAUUGGGGGCCAAAUUUGUGGAGCGAGCAGAGGACGGAAGUUAUAUUGUACUAAUUCCAAAUUCAGAACUUGGGGAUGACGAUGACCAAAACUACCCUGAUCAGGUGGGGCAGUUCCCACCUCAUGGUCAGGGACCUCCUCCGCAUUUCUCACACGCACCUCCCUCCCGGUUCCCAGGUCAAGGUGGUCACCAAUUUCCAUUUGGCCUGAAUCCAUUCCAACAGGGACCACCACAUGGAAUGCAUCGUGACCGAACAAAAGUAGCGAAUAUCGUUAUUCAUCCGUUGAACGAAUCGACCCUACAAAUCGACUUUACCGUUUCCCCAAUACUUGUCGGCCUUCAAGGACAUGUCGAAGUUCUUUACACAAGCGAAUUUGAGCACAAAUCAAAUCCUGCUCAGUGGGAAAGGAAAGUCUUCCAACAAGCUGAGGAUCUCAUUGACAACACUCAUCUGCAAUUAUUCCUAACUAACCUUAAACCGGACACAGAGUACCACGUGCAAAUAAAAGUGGUGGUUGUUCAGUCGGAUAUUGGAUCAACCAGCGACAUUAUGAUUGCACGGACCCCUCCCAUACCCAUUCCAACAACUACUCUCCCACCUGAAAUUAUUGUUGAUCCUGAAGUACAAUUGAGAUCAACUGCGAGCAACUCCAUUACUCUUCAUUGGCGAAAAUUUACCGAUUUCGAAAAAAAUCUUGUCGAUGGAGUGCAAAUCGCGUAUAAAGCUAGCGAUGACAAGGUUUAUUCGACGACCCCCUUAAUUCAUCGUUCAUUGAGUGAAUUCGAGUUGGAAAAUUUGCAACCAGACAAAGAAUACGAAGUUAAAAUUUUAUUUAUUCCAUUUGAUUCUAAUCAAACAACGGUUUUGAAAUCUGAGAAACCCAUCUUUGUACGCACCACAAAAACCGAAGAUGAAUAUUCCUUCAACAUUGCUAUUUCGCAUGCAAAAAUCACUGAAACGUCUGUUGAGAUAAAUAUUGAAGGAGUUCCGCAUCCUGAGGAUAAAUUCAUAAAUAUCUAUCAAGUCAUUUACAUGAGCGACCAGAAGCAGGAACAAAAGGACUAUUUUAAGGUCCCUAAACGAGAGACGAGCAAAAAAGCCACGCUUACUGAUCUCAAACCCGCAACCAACUACACAUUAUGGUUGGAAGCAUUCUUAUCCAAUGGGAAAAAGAAGAGAUCGAAUGUGAUUUCUAUUCAGACAAAGGCUGGACAACUACCCAGGCCCGAAGAACAAGAAAACCAUCCAGAUAAUUUGCAAACCUCCGACCAAGUAAAUCAAGCAAGCAGCUACUAUGGAGCAUUGGUGGCCCUUGCGGUCGUUGCGGCUUUGUCAAUUAUUGGUGUAAUUACGCUGCUCAUGAUUAUCAAGAAACAAAAUUAUGCCAAAGCACCAAUCAAUGAUCGAAAAUCCGAGUCGUCCUAUGACAAUCCCAGCUUUAAGAGUUACGAUGUAGAGUCAAAUGGGCACAUGAAACCAUCAGAAUUGUAACAAA
Molecule: messenger RNA, 6403 nt
Organism: Folsomia candida
Lineage: Eukaryota; Metazoa; Arthropoda; Collembola; Entomobryomorpha; Isotomidae
Product: putative epidermal cell surface receptor
Exons: 25
Coding region: 859-6399 (1846 amino acids)
Molecular function (GO): protein binding
Source: RefSeq, a predicted model, not a curated record